AAUACCAUCAUUGAGUCUUCUAAAUUCUCCUAUAUAAGGAUGUCAGAGCCGAGUAUCCCUGUUGUUUGGACGCAAAACGAUAACACCACCACAUCCUUUCACACCACAUACUCUACCUACACCUACAGUUACACUUCCGAACAUGCAGGAUCUGCCGGACAUCCCCAACACCCGAUAGGAGAAAUAGGCGACACCCCCGGAAACAGAGAGAGACUCCUCUGGAUCAUAUUCCACGUGAUAUUCGUAUCCUUCUCUCUCAUUGGGGACUCCAUUAUCUUAAUAGGAGCCACAAGGUUUAAAGCUAUAAAGCUGCACCGUGUUAUAGUGGUGGUUAUUCAGCAUCUAGCGGUUAGUGACCUCAUGCAGACAGUCUUCAAGAUGAUCCCUACUAUUGUUAGUUUAGUGGCUGCAGAUGGGUGGGUGAUGGGAAAGUUCCUGUGUUUGGUGACCCAGGAGGUUAUCUUUAUUUGCACGCCUGCUACGUAUAUGUUGACUUGUAUUCUGUCUACUUUUAAGCUGUUGAUCGUUCAGUUUCCUCUGCGGACCCGGACAUGGUCUAAGAAGAGAUCCCAUGUUAUUUGCAUCAUUUUCUGGCUUAUAUGUGCGUUUAUACUGCCUAAUCAGCUGCUUUUCAUGAUGUUCGUGAACAUGAAAUCCCUUUAUUUUCACUACGACUACUACAUCUGCAUGUAUAUUCUUCCUCACGCUGACCGCAAACGUUUGCCACCUGGAUUCAUAAUGUUUACAAAAGUGUUAGCUUACUUCAUACCAGUCGUUGUUCUAUUCAUUCUCGUAACAACGUCCAUUCUUAUGCUCUACAAAGCUAAACAAUCUGCUGUAAGACACGGCCGACCUGUUCGUUGGCAUGGAAUCCUGACUGUCACCAUAACGACUGUAAUAUUCCUGGUGUCCCAUCUUCCAGACAUGGUUCUCAUCUUGGUGCACGGGUCAUCAGUACAACCCAGCAGCUCUGUUAAACGUGCUGUUACCUUCUGUUUAAACAUUAACAUCGUGGCUAACGUGUUCGUGUACUAUCUAACUGUGAGGAGCUUUAGAGAGUUCCUCUCCACUAAACUCAGACAGCUGGCUCUAAAGUUGGGCUUAUCUUCUCCUGUAACACCGCGAGCUGUCCGUCAGGUAAUGUUACAGCGUUGUCAAGAGACCAGCGUUGUUUAGGUGACCAGUGUGGUCUAGGUGACCAGUGUGGUCAAGGUGAUCAGUGUGAUCAAGGUGACCAGU
Messenger RNA from Bolinopsis microptera, 1239 nucleotides. Its product is annotated as type-1 angiotensin II receptor-like. Gene Ontology annotation, cellular component: plasma membrane. Gene Ontology annotation, biological process: neuropeptide signaling pathway. The coding region runs from base 40 to 1176 and encodes 378 amino acids. Gene Ontology annotation, molecular function: G protein-coupled peptide receptor activity. Lineage: Eukaryota; Metazoa; Ctenophora; Tentaculata; Lobata; Bolinopsidae. The transcript has a single exon. The record is from RefSeq and is a predicted model, not a curated record.